GAUUUCCUGGUACGCAUGGGUGAAUGUCUAUAUCGUAUCAGCUAGUAACCUGGCGUCUUGCUAAUAAUUUUAUAACCCGAAGCAGUGCCUGGUCGGACUUUCCGAGUUCUUCUGGAUUGACAGUGUGACAUAAAUUUUACUGGCGUAUUGCUUACCCACCUGUAGGUGUGCUAUGCAAAAGAUGACGUAGCAACACGCAACAAAUUCAGACCAGUUAUUUAUCAUGACACACCUUUCAAGGACCAUAUGGAAUCGAAUUUGGGAUUGUCUACCCGAACUAAUUCCGCAACCGCCGCCAAGAAUUCAGGACUUCGGUGAUCUACCCUACUUCCAUCCAUGCCGCCUAGGAAGGCGAGAAAAACCCAGUCGGGAGCAACUGGAUUUGACAAAUCCAGUAUUCUUCCCCGUUCGAUCCUCUUUACCGCGAGAAUCCCUAGGAAACCGAUCAGGCGAAGUUCCAAUGAGUAAUUAUAGAUGGCUGUUGAACAAAAAGUUCACUUGUGUGUGCAUGUGGUUCGGAGUGAUUUGUUUCAUUGUCGGAGUCAUUGCCCUGCAAAUUGCCAGCUUUUUCAAACACGAGAAGUCAAACAUCUUGUCAGCCGGAGUCGGCUGUCUGUCUGCCAGUUUCUGCCUGCUGGCUAUUUCCAUGUGCACUUUCCUCCAUGCGCAUCUGAUCAUCUAUGACUGGGAUCCGGAUAAACACCAUCCGAAUAGUCAGUCGAUGAAUCUUUGGCCGUCUGCCACCGAAGGGGAGCAUCAGUUGUCAGUAACCGACGAAGCUGAGCCUGGUAUCAGCAAGGUGGAACGGAGUGUGAGGUGAGCACGUGGUCAGUGUGACAGACUGAACUGCAAUACCCACCGGGCUACAAUUGCUCACAAAUGUAUUUCCCUUGACCGUUUUUCCCCACUUCAUGUCAGUGGCACUGGCCACCCUAACUUUUACCGAAUGCUACAUGCCUUUUACUAUUGUUAUUAUUGUUAUUGCUGUGACUACUCUUUGAUUAUUUGUUCCAAAACCGACAACACACUUGCAAUUUGCUGGUUUAUUCAAGCAUUACUCUGGGCCCA
This is a messenger RNA of Opisthorchis viverrini, 1068 nucleotides long. RefSeq lists its product as hypothetical. Lineage: Eukaryota; Metazoa; Platyhelminthes; Trematoda; Opisthorchiida; Opisthorchiidae. The record is from RefSeq and is a predicted model, not a curated record. The coding region runs from base 224 to 820 and encodes 198 amino acids. The transcript is spliced from 3 exons.